Molecule: messenger RNA, 7031 nt
Organism: Lingula anatina
Lineage: Eukaryota; Metazoa; Brachiopoda; Lingulata; Lingulida; Lingulidae
Source: RefSeq, a predicted model, not a curated record
AAACAGAUAUAAAUCGCCAGCGUCAGUAAAUAAUCGCAGUCUAUCAAUUAUAUUUGAUGAACAACUUCGGCUUAAUGACGAUGAAGAGACGAGAACAAACCGCUGUACCAUAGUAAAUACUGUUUGUACUUAAGCUUAACCUCGACCAUGGCUAUCCCAAUUACUUUAGAGAACCAGAUCAAGCUUCAGAAAAACUGGGAAGCCAUCUGUGACGACUUAGGUGUGAAGCACGUUUCCCACAAGCUCAUCACAAGAGGUAUUCUGACCCAAAAGGAACUGAAUGAUGUAUUAGAAAAGAGAACUCAACUUGAGCAGACCCAGAAGCUCCUUACUCUUUUGUUAACCAAGGACAAUCAACAUUUCGAGUGCUUCCAAACAUGCUUGCAGGAUGACUAUAGUUGGUUGGCAGAUGGACUGUGUGGAACUGUUGUGACGGGAGAAGAUAGAAAGAAGUUUACAACAUCUCUCCUGGAACAAUGUUCUCUCCCCCAACACCCUGUAUGCUUUGAAGGACGCUGUGAUGAGGUUGAGGAGAUAACGCAGCUGUUCCUUAACGGCGGUCAGCUAGCCUCCAUUCAAGCGUUUGGUGGGCAAGGUAAAACUGCCCUUGCUACGGUUAUUGGUCACACAUUUGUCUCAAGACUUGGAAUCCGCUCCGUUAUGGCGGACCUGAGAAAUGUUUCCACCGAUUUAGACAUUGUAAAAUCCUUGUUAUUAGCUUUGAAAUUACAUACGGAUACAGAUUUAGAACACUUAAACCCAGAAAAACUUCUCACAAAAGCUUGCCAAGAAGUAGCACAGUUUGGGCAAAAGAUAUUGAUAAUUCUAGACAAUUGUGAGACCGCUAUGGGUAGGGAUACACUUGAUUAUUUCCGUGAUUUGUUAAGCAAGUUGAACACAAACUGCAGAAAUGCAUAUGUAUUAUGCACGUCACGUGACACGAUUCAUUUGCCCAACAUGAAGGUUCAUGUCCAGCCCCUCGACUCCCUAUCUCAGUCGGCGUCCUUUUCCAUACUCCGAUGGUAUUCCCCCACCCUGGACCGUGAAGAAGGGAACGUUCUAGGUGCGAAAUGCGGAUUCAUGGCACUGUUACUCCAUAUUUUGGGGUAUCUACUUAAUCAAGGAAUAAAGGCCGCCGAUUUGGUAAAAGAACUUGCUUGUAGCGUAGAAUUUGACAAAAAAUUAUUUGGCCUGGGACCAGAACUGCAAGAUGUUCACGCUUGUAUCAAUCUUACAUACAAACGACUGAGUUCUAAGGAACAGAUGGCGUGUCAACUUCUGUCAGUUUUCCCGUCAAUGUUCACAGCUAAUGAGGCAUUUGCCUUGAUAAGCAAAGAGUGUGAAGAUAUCACACCACUAGAGGCUCAAGGAACACUCCGGACUCUGUGUAACACCUCGAUGCUUGUGUAUGAUAAAGCACGAGAAGUAUAUGUGAUGCACAGCAUAAUCCAAGCCUUUGCUCAAUACGAAAUGUCAGCGGAAAACAAGGAGCGAUUCAAUCUUCAUUUUGUGAAUUUCAUGGAACCUUGCAUAAGUGGUCUGAAUAGUAAAGGUGUCCGUGAAGGAAUUAUUUAUUUUGAAGGAGAAAGAGAUCGGUUUUCAAAAUUUCUUGAUAUUUUCUAUAUCCUGUCACUUUCCUCAAGGCAAAUUCUCUACGACAAAAUGAAGGAGUUUGCAGCGGGUCUCUCUGCUCUACACAGGUACGACCAUGCAUUUCGCGCCUAUAAGACCCUGUUGGAGACCCUCCUUGAAGUUGGGGAAAUGGUAAACAGUGCUGAAGCUGCUUUUUUAUACAGUAAGAUUGGUACUUUGCAUAAAGAUUUGGAAGAGAUACCGGCUGCCAUUGCAAACCUGAAGAAAGCAAUUGAAAUAUACGAAUCACUACCAGAUAAAUACAGUUACAAACAAUAUUUUCACAGUAUCUUUAAUCUUUCUUCAAUAUAUGUUUCCGAAAACAAAAUUUCAGAAUCUUCCAUGUUGCUAGAGAACUAUAUAGCAGAAGCUCCUGACCUUUGUUCCCGGUUUUUAUUUACAUGGUUAAAUAAUGCGAUCAAGCCUGCAGAAAUGCGGCAAGAUAUGGAUUCCUUUGUUGAAUCACUGUUGAACACUUUUAUACACUCACAUAGUUCAAAUGAAUUAUUUGAGAGUGACAUCCCUGAUACACCAAUUGGGGUAAUAGUUGAAUUAUUAAACAAUGCACAUUUUAUCGCGGACGGUAUGAAAAACUUCCUUAUCGAUAUGUUUGUAUUUGAGUUACCAAUGGAUGCCAGAAGUGGAAACUUAAGCUUACUAUUUGAAAAACUACUAACAGACAUUUCAGAAACAUGCGAGGAAAUGAAUAUGCCAUCAGAUGAAGCAAUGGAGCUAACGAAUUCCCUCUUACUAGCAAGACCUAAUAACGCGGGUGAUUAUUAUAAGGGUAUAUUUGAUAAAUUGAAGAGGAUAUUUGGAGAAAACAGCAACCAAAUAGGAAGCAUUAUUUUUCAGGAGGCUUGUGCCUUAUCAACACAGGGAAAACAUGCAGAUGCCCUCAGUGCAUUCCAAAGAGCUCUUCAUAUAUUUGAACAAGCGUCCGGCGAAUGUCCGUUAACGGCCGAAACCCUUCUCAGAAUAGGCCAGGAAAUGAUAAAGCUGGACAAUGCAGACGGCGCGGUUUCUUUCCUCAGGCAAGCUUUGGCUAUGAAUGAAAAAAUGCUGGGAGAAAACCACGAGCAGACAGCAAACAUGAUCCUUUCCCUGGCUGGUGCCUUGUCAAUACAGGGAAAAUAUAAAGAUGCCCUCAGUACAUGCCAAAGAGCACUUCGUAUAUUUGAACAAGUGUCCGACCAAUGCCUCAAUAUGGCUUUAACCCUCUGCUGCAUGGGUGAGCAAAUGAGGAAGCUUGACAAUACGGAGGGUGCGGUUUAUUUCCUCAGGAAAGCUUUGGCUAUGAAUGAAAAGAUGCUGGGAGAAAACGACGAGCAGACAGCAAACACGAUCCUUUGCCUGGGCUUUGCCUUGUCAGCACAGGGAAAACAUGAAGAUGCCCUCAGUACAUUCCAAAGAGCUCUUCGUAUAUUUGAACAAAUGUCCAGUGAAAGUGUGAAUACGCGUACGGCCAUAACCCUCAACUGCAUGGCUGAUGAAAUGAUAGAGCUGGACAAUGCAGACGGUGCAAUCGAUGUCGUCAAGAAAGCUCUGGCUAUAAUGGAGAAGACGGUAGGAGAAAACCACGAGCAAACAGCAAUCUCGUUCUUCUUGCUGGGUCGUGCCUUGUCAGCACAGGGAAAACAUACAGAUGCCCUCUGUACACUCCAAAGAGCUCUCCGUAUAGGUGAACACGUGUUGGGUGAUAGCGCUAUCACAGCUUAUACGAUGUUCUACCUGGGCCAGGAAAUGAAGCUAAUAGGCGACAUUAAGGAGAGCCUUGAUAUGCACCAAAGAGCUCUGGACAUACGUCGCUCUGUACUUGCGGACCACGAAGACACUCUGCUCAGCCUUGAAGCUGUUGUUGAUCUCUUGGACCUCAACGGGAAACCCUCGGAGAGUGCAGAUAUGAAGAUGGAAGCCACCGCCAUGAAGGAAAGAUUGGAAGCUGCGAAAUUAGAGGUGCAGAAAAUUGCACGAGUCGCUAUAGAGAGAUUUGAAACUGAAACCUCUGCAAAAACUACACAAAGACAGUUGGAAGACCUUGACCUCGGGUCAAAUCCAGCCAACCCAUCAGGAGGCAAAACUGAUAAGAAAGAGGCUGAUUCAACAUUGACUUAAUAAAAAAGAGAGAUGAAUGACUUUGAUCUUGAUUAGUACUCUAGGCACAGUGCACUUAUGGUGAUACGACGUCCCUGAAAAUCAUCGGAUAUGUCGAAGACAUUUAAUAAGUCAUAGACGAUUUCAGAAAUUUCAAGUAAUAACUUUUAUUGUAUUCUCUAUAAUACAUUAUGUCAAUUUUGAAACGGCUGAGUAAGGCUUAUUUACCAGUCUCAUUAAGAAGCCAGUGAUAAUGAAGUGUAUGAAGCCAUUGGCUGGAGUACGUACUAAAGGGGUGUAAUAUUGAAUAGAGAGUAAGAAUGUACCUGACCAGGCAACGAGUUCACAUUUAACGAUUGAAAUUGGUCAUUUUUGUCAGUGUGGAUUUCCUCUGUAGCGUUUAGACGUAACGAUUUUGACAGCGAAUCUGGCAGGUUAUACUAACUUGCUAUCCUAAUUAAAGGUACCCAACGAUGUCCGCAUUUCGAGCUCCAUUCUAAAUUACAUUUAUAUCUAAAAUUUGCACGGUUCCGGACAGGAAGAACGUUGUUGUUUUACGUGUAGAUAAUGUUACAGAACUAUACCAAGUGAUGAACCGUGUAAUUCAUGUUAUUCUGUAUGAAAUGUGAAGAUAGGGAACUCGAAGGGAACAUAAUAUUAGGCAAAGCGCACAUAUAGUCCACGUCCAUGACUAUCAUCGUAAGAACGUUGUUUUUUUACGUAUAGAUAAUGUUACAGAAGUAUACCAAGUGAUGAACCGUGUACUUCAUGUUAUUGUUUGUGUGAUGUAAAGAUAGGGGACUCGAAGGGAACAUAAUAUUGACUUUCAAACAAGAACGCGAGGCAGAGUGUGAAAUUAGACUCAAUUGAUACUAUUAGUGCCAGUGUAUACGGGUUGUUCUAGAUUAAAGACAAAACAGCGCCAAGUGCACAUUCCACGUCCAAUGUACGGGAGGGGGAUAGGUUUCCAUCGUCAUACAUAACAUAUAUUAUUGUAGUUGCACAAGCACUGUAUAUAUUUAAAACGCAAAAAAGAAAUUGCAUGCAUUGAAAAAGAAGGAAUCGAAAAUAGUGUGUAAAUAAUCUUAGAGAAUAUGACAUCCCAAUGGUGAAUAUUUUGUAUUAGAAAUGACAAACACUCUAGAUGUAGAAGACGACACACCCAGUGAUGUAUGGUCAUGGCAUAGUGAAGAAUUGUUAUCUGUCACAUUUUUUAAAGUCCAAAACGUGUGAGCCCUGAAAAAAGCGUUUUAAUAUGUGUAUGUUCAUUUAUUUGUUUAUAUACAUGUAUAAAUAGUAGUACACGUAUUUUGAUAAAGAAAAUAGUAUAUUUACGAAAAAGGUAUUUAUUCAAUUCAACGGACGAUCAGGUGUAGGGGCAAUCAAGAUGAUGCAAAGUAAAGAUUUUUACUGUGAAGAGAAGCAUCAGAAGCAGUCGCUGGUAUUUUAAAUUUUGCGGCCACUUUUUACGUAGCAUAGAAUGAAAACUGUACAUGGGUAGCAGCUAUAAUAUUGUAUAUUUAUUACAUUUAUGUACCGUUAGUGGAUAUUCUAUAAUCCGUCCACCCCUUCGGAGCAGAGGACAGGAAAAUGACUCCUCGUGCGUGGAUAGAUAUGAAUUGAGAACUUAACUUAUUCAACACCAGAGUGUUUAAGUAAUAUGUUUUUAGUAGUUACUACAUGUAUAAAAAAAAGGUUUAUUUAUUUGUAAAAGACCAUCGGUAACAUUAUUGGGAAUCCACUGGUGUGGGAAUCGGGUCAGGAAAGAUUUUCACAGGUCUAUUUAUAUAUACAGGUACUUGACCAGAGACAGAUUGUACGCCUGUGUAUUUAUUAGUAUUGUAAUGACACUAAUUAUGAAAUUAUAUUGUUAUGAUGUUAAAAAGUAAAACGUUGGUAGAAAUUGUUUAAUACUUGUACCAAUGUUUCUAUUGGUCUUGAAAGGCCGUGUUAAAACACUACAGUAGAAAAUGAAGCAGAGCUACGAUUCUUUGAUACUUUUAUUCAAGAGACAAACUAAAAGAGAUAAAUAGAAGAGAGAGGCUGACUUGUACAUACAGUAUGACGUUAUACAAGUACUAGUAUAUUCCUCUGAAAUGAUACAUUCCACGUCCAAUGUACGGGAGGGGGAUAGGUACAUCCAUUUUAUUAGUAUAUAAUUAUAUGCAUGUUUAAUGGGAUCCAAGUCCGAGGAAAAACACACAGCUAUAAUUUUGGAGUCAAAUAUUGAGGAUUGACUAUGACUUACAUACCCGAGGCUGAGCACCUACUACAAGUUGUGCAAUGUUUGGGAUAUGCUGCUCUGAAUAGCUACUGUGCUACAAGUGCCACACUUGACAUUUUGCAUGUACGGGGCAUCCACCGGUAGAUGGCGCUGCAGCUGUUUGAAUGGCAAGGGGACACUUCAAUAUGGAUAACCGACGUGCAGGACCACAUCGGUGCCUUGCUUCAUAUUUUCUGCUCCAGACUUAUGAUGUUAUAAUAUGAUGACAUCGGAGCUCUCCUUGGUGUGACUGAACAUGUUCACCAACGUAGCGGUAAUAUGACCCAAUUGUGCCAAAUGUCCAGUGAUAUUAUGAAUUUGGCAUCAUGAGGAGACCAUCAAGUAAGUGGCCACCAGAAGAUAUAUUUUGUGUGUUUGGUUGACAGCCUCCAUCACCAUUCCAAGAUUACCUCGUCUAUGGACAGUUAUCCUCUGGUUAAAUUACAUGACUGACAUUUAACAUAAAUGUGUAUCUUUUCAUAUCUAUGUUUAUUAAAACUUAAAUUAAAUCAGAAUAAGUAAAGGUAAAAAUAGCUUUUGAAUAAUUUUCAGAAGCAUAAUGGGUUUACAAUUAUGAAUAAUACAGUAUAUGUUGUGGAGUAUAUUUUUAUUGAGGUGUUUCAAUCAAUAGCUUGUUUCAAAAACAUGUUCUAUGUAAACAGAUGUUUGAUGAGAUUUAAGAUUUUUAAGAUUUUAAAGCUUUUAGUGAUUGCAGUUAUGAAUCAUUUUCUAUUAUUUAGACACUAAAAAACUGAUAUUCGCUAUUUAGGAAUUACUAUUUUCCAUAUUUUGCACCCUCGGUGUGAUAGACUUUAAUUUGAUUUGCAAUGUACCUUGAUGGAAUGAAACUAAAAAACAAGAUCUAAAUGGCUUUGUAAUGUGAACUUUAUUGCAUCAUUUUUUUUUUCAAAAAAUUUAUAUCAAGUUGUUCAAUAUGUAUCAAUAACAGACACAAAUGCUGGUUAGUGCUGAUAUUAACUUGAUUUUCAAAAGUUGCAUAAGAAAGUGAAUCCUAAUAAAAUAUUAUUGAUUGUCGUGUUAA